Molecule: messenger RNA, 2407 nt
Organism: Puccinia graminis f. sp. tritici CRL 75-36-700-3
Lineage: Eukaryota; Fungi; Basidiomycota; Pucciniomycetes; Pucciniales; Pucciniaceae
Exons: 13
Coding region: 160-2097 (645 amino acids)
Biological process (GO): glycerophospholipid catabolic process
Cellular component (GO): cytosol
Molecular function (GO): A2-type glycerophospholipase activity
Source: RefSeq, a predicted model, not a curated record
CAUACAGCGAAUCCUACUUGGUAUCUAAGUUGAUCUGUAACAGUCUGAGGUGACCGGGGCUGACAGUCACAGACGACCCCUUGAACAAAGCCACCAUAAGCCCUUGGGGCAACCAAGCUCUGCGUCAAGUCUUGCGACCCAAGUCAAAGCGGAGCGCGUAUGUGCCCCCUUCAAGGAAAACUCUCCAACUAUUCUCCUCAACAUUCAUUAGCCGCCGGUGCUACACGGCUUUCAAGAGUCUCAUCAGUGUCUUUCUUUUUUACUUUACAUCACAGACCUUCAAACAUGGCCUUUCGGCUGUCCACUCUAAUCCUGGUGGGACUGUUCGUCUGCCUCAGCAAUGUGUCGGCAGCGUCCGCCCGGCCCGAAACCGGCAGUCCAAACUUAAGGCGAAGAGAUCCUGCUUUGGCCAAGUCACCUUCUGGAAACUAUGCUCCCACAUACAUUCAGUGCCCGCAAGAUCCUUUCGUCCGGGCUCCGAACGAUAAGCAAAAUCAGCAGACCAGACUCGGAAAAGGAGAGUCCGAUUACAUCAAAGACAAAGCUGCGCAAUCGAUUCCCUUGUGGCAAAAGUAUUUGGAGAACGUCAAACUGGAAAAUUUCAACAUCGAUGAUUUCCUGAAGUCAGCCAAACAGAGUGGAGGUGUGGCCGCGCUCACUCUGCCUAACAUUGGUCUAGCCCUCAGCGGUGGUGGUAUGCGUGCGCUGUGCUUCAGUGGAUCGAUUCUGGACUCAUUCGACUCGAGGAACCAGAAAGCCAAUGAGGCCAAAGUCGGCGGCAUUCUUCAAUUAGCUAAUUAUGCCGUUGGUGUAUCAGGUGCAAGUUGGUUAUUGGGAUCGUGGGCUACCUCCAACUUCCCUCAAAUACAAACUCUUGUUCCGAAUUGGCGGCUAUCAGAGGACAACUCUUUGUGGGAUUGGAACAUCGCAAAAGAUUAUUGGUCCCAUUAUAAAACGGUGCAGGAAAAACGCAAAGCUGGGUUCCCCGUCAGUAUUGUUGAUGCAUGGGGCAGAAUUCUUUCUCGUCACUUUAUAAAUGAGCCCGACAAAAAGAACUCACAGAAAGGAAAAGAAGUCCUUUGGUCAUCGAUCCGGGAAACGUCGGGCUACAAAAGACGUGAUGUACCUUUUGUGAUGGCUGUGACUACCAGUCGGCCAGACAAGGGGGAACCAUUCACCCCGGAAAGUCCAACAUAUGAGUUCUCCGCCGAGGAGUUCGGUAUCUUCAAUCCUUAUCUCAACGCAUCAAUACCCAUUGAGCAUCUUGGAUCCACCCAUACUGCUGGCAACCCUGAUCCCCAAGGCUGUGUUGCUGGCUUUGACAAUGCGGGAUUUGUGAUGGGAAUGUCCAGCAACAUCUUCUCUCGUGGGGAUUCCCCAAGACACGAAAAAAGGCCCAAAUAUUUGACGGCGGUCCGCACAUUCAUCAACGACAUAAAUUUUGAAGGCAAAAUACCCAAUGCCUUUAAGGGUCUAGGAAAGACGUCUGCGUUUCAAAGUGCACGAUACCAGGACACAGACAGGGACUUGAUUUUGAUGGCAGAUUCCGGAUUGAUUCACGAGAACAUCCCCUUGUUUCCUUUGAUUCAACCGGAGCGCAAACUCGAUGUGAUCAUUGCGUUAGAUGCCAGUGCCGAUGGGAGCGACGAAGAUGACCCAAACCUGUAUACAUAUCCCAAUGGUACUCACAUGUAUAGUAUCUACACUAAGACCAAGCUACCUCCUUACAAGGGCUAUCACAUGCCAAGCAUUCCCAAUGCCCUUGACGGUACCUUCACGAAGCUAGGAUACAACAAGCGACCCACGUUCUUCGGCUGUGAAGACCGCCAAGGCCCCCUUAUAGUCUACCUUCCUAAUUAUUACGCUACUGGCAAAACAAACACAGUCACUACGAAAAUAUCCUACAAACCGGAAGAGAUUGAUGAAUUCUUUUUCAAUGGAUUCGCAUUGGCCACCCAAAGCAUGGGCCCAACCCAGAACAAAGACUGGCCGAUGUGUUUGGCGUGCGCAUUAGUCGACCGACAAGUUCUCCGAAACUCCGCCGUCCGAAGCGCCCAAUGUCAAGCCUGCUUCAAAGCCUAUUGCGACGCUCCUUGAUUCUUUUUUCUGCCCCAAAGUUCAACAUAAUAUCAAUGUACAUCUAUCGUUUCCGUUUCCCCCUUCCCUCUCUGAUCACCUAGCCAAGAUUUUUGUAUUCAGAAUUUUUUUUUUUCUUGCGCCUGUACCUAGCGACCAAUUCGGAUUGUGACUCUCCCUUUCUAGAUUCAAAAAAAAAAACUUAUCCGUCGUAGACGUACAUAUUCUGGACAUCUUUUCACAUUCCCUUACAUGUUUCCCGGAAAUUAGAAUCAGGAUUACCACCAAUUGAAAAAAAAUGUUGCCCAUUUUUUAAUUGGAUAGUGCUUUC